CAAGGAGCUUGCUCACAAUUCGAGAAGAUUAUGCGAAGGAUUUGGCAUUUGAAGGCAACAAUAAGGCUCGUGCUCACACUUGGAAGAGAGUAAGCUCAAACACUUUGAAGAGAUGAAAUGAUGAAUGCAUUGCCGCUGUACUGUUCUUCACGACUCACUAAGAUGAUCCUGAAAUGAAACGGAUUACGUAUCCUCCGUUCCUAUUCCUCGGCCAUGGUCUUAUCUGAAUGAAGCCCUGCAUGCAUGCAUGUUCUCCAUUCUGACACCGAAUGCGAUCGGAAAGGAAAGGCCAGGAACAUCUCGUCAUGGUGCUGUACUUGGGAGGAGUGGCAGGCAGUCCCAUCAUAGAGCUAUUAAAUCGUUUCGUUCUGCGCACACAUCCAACAUUCAACACUCAACACUCAGCUGAAAGUCUACGAGCAGAUUUGAUCCGAUCUCGAAGAGCGUGUCUAAUGGGAACGUCGGAUCGCUGUUCUCCAGUGCUCCUAGAGGCUCAGAGGAGCGCUUAAUUCUGAUUCAGAGCACCGAGAAGCAUGCACCAUGGCUGGCUGGCUUUCGUAACACGUGGUCAGUGGUGCAGAGGUGUGGUGCUUUUGGCUGACGAAUAACGCAAUGCAAUGUUGAGCGAUGAGAUCAUGAGAUUCAAGCAGGUGAAAUCAGAGCAGACGAGGAACAAUCGAUGAGCGUCAAUUCGAUGGAGCUGUCGAGAAGAGUAGACUAGACUAGAGCAGAUGAUCUGCAAAAGGAGCACCAGCAGGUGUCUUUUGGAAAGCUCUAAAGGGGUUGGUUAGGUCAGAUCAGGUUAGGUUAGGUUAGGUUAUGUUCCCUUAGGUUAGGUUAGCUUUAUGCCUCGGCAGAUGUGCCUCUGAGCACUCUCCCUUCCGGCCAAGAAUGUUUCGGUUCAUAGGUAAUAUAACACAACUGCUUGCCACUCGAGCCACAUCAACCAACUCAAUCAAUCAAUCAACUUUGACGAUUGCCCGAGCUUGAGCCUCUAACUGGGACUUAGACAAAAGUUCAAAGGAAGUAAUUUGAAACCAUUUCAACCAACAUGACCUUUUGGAC
Molecule: messenger RNA, 1065 nt
Organism: Marchantia polymorpha subsp. ruderalis
Lineage: Eukaryota; Viridiplantae; Streptophyta; Marchantiopsida; Marchantiales; Marchantiaceae
Source: the annotation of a GenBank genome assembly